This is a messenger RNA of Helicoverpa zea (corn earworm), 1899 nucleotides long. RefSeq names its product cytochrome P450 6B2-like (gene Cyp6ab5). The transcript has 2 exons. NCBI's taxonomy places the organism in Eukaryota, Metazoa, Arthropoda, Insecta, Lepidoptera, Noctuidae. The coding region runs from base 94 to 1632 and encodes 512 amino acids. Gene Ontology annotation, molecular function: oxidoreductase activity, acting on paired donors, with incorporation or reduction of molecular oxygen; iron ion binding; heme binding. The record is from RefSeq and is a predicted model, not a curated record.
UAUGCGUACGCAGACUCGAGUCGUCAGUAGUUGACAUUCGCAUCGCGUAGUGUGGACAAGGAUCGUGAACUUAUGUGAAUUAACUCAAACAAAAUGUUCCUCAUAUUAGUGAUAGUUGCUCUAGUGUCUCUCUAUUUAUACGGAACUCGGACAUUCGAUUAUUGGAAGAAACGAGGCAUCAAACAUGACAAACCGAUACCUAUUUUUGGUACAAACUUGCAACAGUUUCUACAACAAGCCAGCAUGGCUAUGAUGGCAACUGAAGUAUACAACAAAUAUCCAGAAGAAAAAGUAGUGGGAUUCUUCAGAGGAACGGCACCAGAAUUAGUAGUAAGAGAUCCAGAAAUUAUCAAGCGAAUCCUUGUAACAGACUUUCAAUAUUUCCAUUCGAGAGGGUUCAAUCCACACAAGACAGUCAUAGAACCCCUACUAAAGAAUAUUUUCUUCGCUGAUGGAGAUUUAUGGCGUUUGAUCAGACAGAGAUUCACACCGGCUUUCAGUACUGGCAAACUUAAGGCUAUGUUCCAUAUUAUCACAGAUAGAGCAGAGAAACUACAGAUCAUUACAGAAGAAGUGGUUAACAAAGAAUAUUAUGAUGUCAGAGAACUUAUGGCAAGAUAUACUACAGAUUUCAUCGGUGUAUGUGCGUUUGGUAUAAAUAUGGAUUCAUUAAAUGAUGAAAAUUCGCAUUUUAGAAAACUGGGUAAAAGAAUAUUUGAACGAAGAUUCAGAGACGCAGUUGCGGGAGCUCUCAAAAUUAUGUUUCCCGAAUUGUGUAAAAAUAUGCAUUUCUUAUCACCAGAACUAGAAGCAAACAUGAGACAUUUAGUUGAAACGGUGCUAAAGAAUAGAAAUUAUAAACCAUCUGGUCGAAAUGAUUUCAUAGACUUAAUGUUGGAGCUCAGACAAAAAGGCAAAAUCAUUGGAGAGUCUAUUGAAAAGAAGAACGAAGAUGGUACAUCUAAAAUAGUUGAAUUAGAAAUGGAUGAUUUAUUGAUGACUGCUCAAGCUUUUGUUUUCUUCGGUGCUGGUUUUGAAACUUCGUCAACGGCUUCUAGUUACACACUACAUCAACUAGCAUUCCACCCUGAGUAUCAGAAAAAAGUGCAGGAAGAAAUUGACACAGUGCUAGCUAAACAUAACAAUAAGCUAACGUACGAUGCGGUCAAAGAGAUGCAUUAUUUAGAAAUGGCAUUUUACGAAUCCAUGAGAAUGUAUCCCUCUGUGGCUUAUUUAGUGAGAAUGUGUUGUGUUCCUGAAUAUACUAUCCCAGAGAUUAAUUUAACAAUCAAUCAAGACGUUAAAUUAAUGAUACCAAUUCAAGCUAUUCAUAGAGAUGAGAAAUACUUCAGGGAACCACACAAGUUUGACCCUGAGAGAUUCAAUGAAGGCACAAAAGAAGACAUAAAGAAUUUUGUAUAUUUGCCUUUUGGAGAGGGACCUCGUUCCUGUGUUGGUGCCAGAUUAGGACAGAUGCAGUCAAUGGCUGGACUUGCUGCAGUUUUACACAAGUACUCAGUGGAACCUGCUGCUUGCACUGUACGAGACCCGUUACCGGAACCAACAGGAAUCGUCUCCGAAGGUUUCGUAGGAGGCCUACCUCUUAAAAUAAGAAGACGCGAAAAAAACUAGACUGUCUUUAAAAAGUGAUUGAGUGGAUAAUAUAACCUUUUGGAAUACAGUGAAUGUAAUGUGAUUUAAUUUCAACGUGAUAAAAACUGGUUUUGAUUCCAGUGCCUAAAAUAUAUAUUUUAAAUGUAAGUGUCUGGUCAAGUAGCUUAAAUGAACUGCAUUAUUAUCAUACAUGCUACCAAGUUGUAAUGCUACUAUUUUUAUUACUUUACGAAAUACAAGAGGUAAUUUGUGUUGGUGAUAAAAUAAAUAUUUUUACCAUUGAAA